AUGGCGAGGAUCAAGAUGGUCGCAUCCACGAGCGGCUUUGUGGUGCUGCUAGCAGUUCUGCUGACCUACCUACAGGGUGCAUCCAGCAGCGUCACCCCCCUCAAGGCAAGCAACGACGACGCCUCGGUGGCAUUCGGUGUCAAACGCGAUCCUGCAUCGGCCUUCUACGCUGAAGACAUCUACGCCCGCAACAACAACAACGCCAGCGCAGCCGACAGCUAUCCCGACCUGCUCGAAGCUACCAUCUCUCAGCUGCAAGCCGGUCUGACCCGUGGCGAUUUCACCAGUGUCGACCUGGUCAAAGCCUACCUUGCACGCAUCGAGGAGGUCAACAUCCACGGUCCGGGACUACGAGCGAUCAUCGAGACGAGCCCUGUUGCGCUGGACAAGGCUGCCUUCUUCGAUGCGGAACGAGCCGCUGGCAAGACGCGUGGUCCUCUGCACGGGAUUCCCAUCGUCAUCAAGGACAACGUUGCGACGGAUGUCAGUUUGGGGAUGAACACUACGGCGGGAAGCUACACGCUGUUGAACUCGAUCGUGCCGGGUGAUUCUCCUUCGAUCAGUACGUUGAGGAAGGCGGGGGCGGUGAUUUUGGGCAAGGCGAACAUGUCGGUUUGGGCUCAAGCUCGAGGACUGCAGAACCAGACGCAGGGGUACAGUCCUCGAGGUGGGUUUGGUACGUCGGCGUACUGGCCGGCGGGGAACCCUUGUUCGAGUUCCUCCGGUUCGGCGGUUGCUGUGGCUGCCGGGCUGGCGGCGGCGUCGGUGGGAUCGCAGACGUCCGGUUCGAUCAUCUGCCCUGCGAGCUACAACAACAUUGUCGGUAUCAAACCGACCGUCGGGUUGAUCAGCCGCAACGGUGUGAUCCCCAUCAGUUCGACGCAGGAUUCGGCAGGUCCGUUCGGUCGCACCGUCCAGGACGUCGCUGUGCUGCUGACCGCCAUGGCGCAUCACGGUAGGGACGAGGGCGACAAUGCCACCUGGACCCAACCCGCCGAAGUGCAGAAGGGCAUCGACUAUUCCGCAGCUCCGCACUUCCACAACCAACUCGACAAUCCACUUCGAGGACUGCGCUUGGGUUACUCGGGAGAAACGUUCUUCGCCAACCGAUCCAUCCAGAACUUUGACGAAUCGGUUCUCUCGGCCUACCGCAACUCCAUCGAUACCCUCCGCGGACUGGGAGCAGAGAUGGUCGAAGUGACGCUCGACUGCAUCGGUGACGAGACGGAUCCCACGCGCACCGCCUUCUACAACACGAGCAACCCCGGUGGAGACGUGCUCUUCCAGACCGAGAUGCGCUACGGUCUGGAAGCGUACAUCUCCAAACUCACCUCUGUCCCCUCCGCCGUCUUUGAUCUCGGCGGGAUCGUCUACUUCGGCAUCGCCAACCCCACUCUCGAGCUUGCCGGCAACCAGACCGAUCAGGGGUACCUCAUCGCAGCGCUGCACACUCGUCCGAAUUCGACCUUCGAGGCGUACCGCGAGCAAGGGUUGAUGCUCGCGCGUCAACGCGGAAUCGACGGAGCCCUGGCACGCUACGGCGUCUCCGCCAUCGUUUCCCCCAGCGGCGGAGAUUGGCCGCUGUACCCGAUCUCGGACCGAGCGCAGUAUCCGGUCAUCGGAGUCCCCAUGGGUUUCUACGCAAACGACACCCAGGUCGGCGAUACUUUCCCCUACUACCCCUACCCGAGGGCGCCCACGGGCAUCACGUUCACCAGCCAAAAAUGGUCCGAACCACUCCUCCUCCGAAUCGCACAUGCCUACGAACAGGCAACACACGUCCGAUCCCAACGAAAACCCUACGCCGCUGCUAGGGCAAAGAGUCAGAUCAAGGAUAUCGUCCCUCCACCGGCCCAGUGA
Pseudozyma hubeiensis SY62 is the source of this 1860-nucleotide messenger RNA. Its product is annotated as glutamyl-tRNA amidotransferase subunit A. The transcript has a single exon. NCBI's taxonomy places the organism in Eukaryota, Fungi, Basidiomycota, Ustilaginomycetes, Ustilaginales, Ustilaginaceae. The coding region runs from base 1 to 1860 and encodes 619 amino acids. The record is from RefSeq and is a predicted model, not a curated record.